AUGCCGUCGGAUCGCGACCACCGGUACGAAUCCGUACCUCCCAUUCCGUCCUACGAUGAGGCCCUCGCCACCAGCGGCCCGGCUAAUCCUGCGGACUGGAAUCCCCCGCGCUCCCCCAUAGACGAUCGCUCGCUGAACGAGACCGAGUCGCAGUCCCUGCUGCAAAGGAAUGGCGUCGCAACCUCCUCCCGCCGUCCGGGAGGCUACCGACAACCGACUGUCGAGACGGACGAUGAAGACAGUUCCUGGAGCGAUGACGAUGGUGAUGAGACGGCAUAUGUGCGCAGGGAGAUGCAAGAACUGGAGAUAGGAGAGCCAAACGACAGGUCGCGGUCCUCACUAUGGGGGAAGAGGAUACCCUUCUCCCUUUCCUUAUCCCGCUUGAAAUGGUCUUGGCGAUGGAGGCUGCCAAGGAUACGCCCAACAAUCCGACUGCCCUCUCGCCCAAGCGACAACUCCAACGAUGCUAACGCUACGAAUGAGACGACGACGACGACAUCAGUGACGAGGAGACUGAGGAAUGCAUUACCGGACUGGGAUAAGGAUAAGGCACGAGCGGCUAUUCUGAUAUUUGCACGAGUGUUUGCCAUACUUUUUGUCAUGGGUAUACUCUACGCACUCUUUAUGAGCGAUCUAUUCACGAGCAUGGCCAGGCGAAUGAAUGGUGGCUUGCGCUUCAACCCCGAAGACGUGCGCAUGUACGUCCAGGGCAAUGUUGAGGCACGCAGGCUGCGCGCAUCUGUAAGCCACUACACAAAGUACGCCCACAUGGCAGGAACCGAGGGCGAUUAUGCCCUGGCCAUGGAUGUUGAGUCCAUGUUCACCAGGGCCGGUCUGGAUUACGUCAACAUGGACGAGUACUACGUAUAUAUGAACUACCCUAAAGCCGGCGGCCGAGCGGUUGAGAUACUGGGCGAUGACGGAAAGGCGAAGUGGACUGCGAAGUUGGAAGAGGAGGAAGUGGGAGGAGAGGCGGCUGGACAUCAGACUUUUGUAUUCCAUGGCCUGUCAAAGUCCGGAGACGUCAAGGGACCGCUUAUCUACGCCAACUACGGCGCGAGGUCAGAUUUCAAGAAAUUGGCCGACAGCGGAAUCGACACCAAGGGCGCGAUCGCCCUCGUUCGAUACUACGGGCCGCAGGCGAACCUAGGGUUGAAGGUCAAGGCGGCAGAGGAGGCCGGCUUCGCGGGAUGUAUCGUCUAUAGCGAUCCUGCCGACGACGGUUUCAGACUCGGAGACGUUGCGCCGAAUGGUCGCUUUAUGCCCGCUGAUGGUGUUCAGAGAGGGUCUGUUGCCUUGUCCAACUGGGUCAUUGGUGACCCACUGACCCCUGGCUGGGAGAGCAAGAAGAACCUCCCCCGCAUGAAGCCUGACGAGAGCCCUGGUCUGAACAAGAUUCCGAGUCUACCCCUAGCCUGGCGGGACGCCCAGGUCCUGCUUCAACAUAUUAAAGGAUUUGGCAACCAGGCGCCGAAGGAGUGGGCAGGAGGUGUUCCGGAUGUCGGCGAGUGGUGGACUGGUAACCUAUCUUCGCCCAUUGUACGGUUGAAGAAUGACAACGACGUUGUUUCAGAAAAAGCCAUCUGGAACGUAUACGGCAAAAUUGAGGGUAUCGAGCAGGAUGCUAAGUCAAUUAUUAUCGGCAACCACCGUGACGCGUGGGCUUUUGGCGCCAGCGAACCUCACUCUGGUACGGCAGUUCUCAUUGAAAUGGCGCGCAUAUUUGGUUCCCUCAUCUCAAAGGGCUGGCGCCCCCUCCGGACCAUUGAGUUCAUGUCCUGGGACGCCAAGGAGUAUAACCUGAUCGGCUCUACCGAGUACGUCGAACAUAACGAUGAGAAUUUGAGGAAGAACGCCUUCGCCUAUGUCAACCUCGACUCCGCUGUCGCAGGCUCCGAGUUCUACGCUGCCGGAUCUCCCGUCUUCAGGCAGUCGGUGCUCCGCGUGAUUGAACGCGUCGUGGACGAUAGCCUUAACAGCACGAUUCGUGGCCUUUGGGAUCAGCGUCAAGGCGAACUUGAGGAGCUGGACAUGAGCGGCGACUAUGUCCCUUUCCAAACUAUUGCUGGCACCAGCUCCCUUGACAUUGGCUUUAGAGGCGCCCGCUACCCGAAGCACUCGAGCUACGACAACUAUGAAUGGGUCCAGCGUAUCGGCGACCCGGACUUUAAGUACCAUGCCCUUAUGGGUCAGAUUGUCGGUCUGCUGAUGCUCGAGCUCGCGGACAAGCCUAUCCUGCCGUUUGAUAUGGUGGGUUACAGCAACCGCAUUGAGCGCUACGUCAAUGAUCUCGCCAACUUUUGCGAAAGCAAGGGUGCGGAUAAGUCCAAGUUCUCAGUUGAUCCGCUCAAGAAGAUCAUUGAGAGCAUUAAAAUUGGCAUCAAGACCUUCUCCAUGUGGGAGAUGAUGUGGGAGACGACUGUUAUGGGCGGCAGCGGCUGGGAGUCGAGCCAUAUGGGUGAUUUACGUCUCGAGUUUAACUCGCACAUGGCCGAUUUCGAGACGGCAUUGCUGGACCUUGACCAAGGCGGCGGCAUCCCCAACCGCUCCCAGUUCAAACACGUCAUCUACGGCCCCCAAGCUUGGUCCGGCAACCGCCCCGUCACCUUCCCGGCCAUCCGCGAUGCCGUUGAGGCAGGUGACUGGGCCCUGGCCAACAAGCUCGUCGAGAAGACGGCGCGCAUCAUCCAGAACGCGACGUCCAUGCUUCAGGAGUGGGAGAAGAAGACCAGCGACAAAGACUCCUGA
Colletotrichum truncatum is the source of this 2748-nucleotide messenger RNA. RefSeq names its product glutamate carboxypeptidase. NCBI's taxonomy places the organism in Eukaryota, Fungi, Ascomycota, Sordariomycetes, Glomerellales, Glomerellaceae. Gene Ontology annotation, molecular function: carboxypeptidase activity. The record is from RefSeq and is a predicted model, not a curated record.